Messenger RNA from Nakaseomyces glabratus, 921 nucleotides. It is a transcript of the gene DST1, whose product is annotated as transcription elongation factor DST1. Gene Ontology annotation, molecular function: RNA polymerase II transcription regulatory region sequence-specific DNA binding; zinc ion binding. The record is from RefSeq and is a predicted model, not a curated record. Gene Ontology annotation, cellular component: nucleus. Lineage: Eukaryota; Fungi; Ascomycota; Saccharomycetes; Saccharomycetales; Saccharomycetaceae. Gene Ontology annotation, biological process: transcription elongation by RNA polymerase I; regulation of mRNA 3'-end processing; DNA-templated transcription.
AUGAUGGACGCCAAAGAUGUGGUUGUGCAUGUCCGCAACUUAGAGAAGUCCAAGGGCAACGACGAGUCGGUGCUGGAGAUAUUGCGGAUAUUAGAGAAGGAAGUAGUCCCUACGGAGAAGCUACUCAGAGAGACGAAAGUCGGUGUCGAGGUGAACAAGUUCAAGAAGAGCGAGAAUGCUGAGAUAUCGAAGUUGGUGAAGCGUAUGAUUGGUGCGUGGAAGGACGCCAUCAACAAGCACAAGAAGGCAAAGUUACGACAACAACAGCCACCUCAGCAGGGUGUUUCUGCAUCUAGCGGAGGUGCCGCUGAUGGUAGCAAUAACGACGGUGCGAAGUCCGGCGAUGAGCCACGCAAGACUGACAAGUUCGUCAGCAGCAAAAUCAGAAAUACAAAGAAUGACGGCGUGGACCCUAAUGUGCAUAACAAUAAGCUGAGAGACCAAGUGAUAAGAGCACUCUACGAUGCCUUGGCCAAGGACAGCGAACAUCCACCAAAGUCUAUUCUACAGACAAGUAUUGCUAUAGAGGAAGAAAUGCAUAAGUUGAACGAUAGUAGCAUAAAGGAGAAAGAAUAUAAGGACAAAUAUCGUGUGAUCUACUCCAACAUCAUCUCCAGAAAUAACCCUGAUUUAAAAGUUAAGAUAGCUAAUGGAGAUCUUUCCCCAGAGCAAUUGGUCAACAGCGAUCCAAAGGAUCUGGCCCCUGAGCAUUUAAAGAAGAAGAUGGAGGAGAUUAAGAAACAGAACUUGUUCAACGCCCAAGGUGCCACUAUCGAGAGGUCGGUGACAGACAGAUUCACUUGUGGUAAGUGUAAAGAAAAGAAAGUCUCCUACUACCAACUACAAACAAGAUCUGCGGAUGAACCUCUUACAACUUUCUGUACUUGUGAGGCCUGCGGUAACAGAUGGAAAUUCUCUUGA